This is a messenger RNA of Saprolegnia parasitica CBS 223.65, 1611 nucleotides long. RefSeq lists its product as hypothetical. The record is from RefSeq and is a predicted model, not a curated record. The coding region runs from base 1 to 1518 and encodes 505 amino acids. The transcript has a single exon. Lineage: Eukaryota; Oomycota; Saprolegniomycetes; Saprolegniales; Saprolegniaceae.
AUGGACCACCCCGUGGCCACACGUCCUCGUUUCGCACCAAUCUCGGUCGGCCACGCCGGUGUCCUUGUGCAUAUCGUGCAAUGCUUGUCAUCAGCCGAGGACGUCCUCUCGCUGCUUGACGCGCUGCCACGUCAUACGCUUGACGCGCCAUUGGCUGCGCUGUACACGCUCUUGACGACGCCCAAGACCUAUCGCGUUGUCGAUUGGUACUGGCCGCGGGCUUGCAUCGCAGCGUUUACCAGUCGCCACUUCCCUACGCUGCUCGCCGCGCUUCCAAUCUUUCGCUCCAUUUCCAUGAAGUUCCGUCGCGAGCUCGACGCGGUGCUACGCAACGCGACGAGUGAGUCAACGACGAUUCCGCACGCAGCCACGAUCGCAUUCGUCUCCAAAUGGGGCCACAAAAUCAAGUCCAUCGUCGUCAAGUUGCGGUUGCUACCCGAUGCGAUGGACGCUUUCCCGCGCCUUGUCCGCCUCUGCACAGGCCUCGACUCGAUCGUGGUCUAUGUCGACAAAUCGCAUCCGGCGUUUGUCGCAGCGACGAUCCGCGCGGCGCAGCACACCAAACGCAUGAGUCUUGUAUCGUACAAAGCCAACGGGUACAAAAGCGGCGACCUGCAACCGCUCUUGGCUGCAUGGCUCGCCUCCGGGCAUGCGACGCAUCUGUACCUCAAGAACAUCGCAUGCCAUGUCUCUGUCGGCCUUGCUCGAGCGAUUGCAGCUGCGACGUCGCUCGCGAGUUUCAAGCUUGACAACGCCCCUGGCUUACUACAAGGCCUCGUGGAGGCUGCUAUCCCGCUCAAGGCCCUCAACGCGCUGCGCUUAACGCUACACGAGGACGAAACGUUUGCCGAACCGUUCUUGACCAACUGGAUCGACCUCUCGGCGCUUCGAACGCUCGAAGUCCUCUCCGUCAACGAUUUGGACUUGACGUAUGUCCUGGCGCUACUACCGCAUCUUUUGACGCUUGAAGAGCUCACGCUCAACUUUUGUGUGCUGCACGCCGUGCCGGCGUUGCACGCAGCACCGGCGCCGAGCAACCUGCGGACGCUGAACGUGUCGUACUGCCACAUGAACGACGAGACGUGCCUAAGUCUUCUUGCUUGGGCGUCGCAGUCGCCGUGCCUCGAGACCAUUACGCUCAACAUGUGCCGCACGGUCCGCAGCAAGCCCGAGCUUUUUGGCCGCUACCUUCGCCGAUGGAUCCUGAGCGGCGUCUCGCAUGUCGUCCUCGACCGCUGCGUCUUGGACGAGGAGAACAUCAUUGCGAUUGCGACGGCGCUCCGCCACUCGAGCCGGUCAGCGCCGUUUACGCUAUCGCUCGACUUGGAUGGAUUCGAUCUCGAGUCGUACCGGACCCUCUUGGAGGCACUCGCCACGUGCACCGGCGUUGGCCUCCACGGACACGGGUCGACUUUAACCAACGCCGACGAACGCGUUCAAAUUGAACAUUGGGUCUGGGAGCUCGAUCUGCGUUACGACAAACGCGACUUUGUCCUGCUCUUUUACAGUCCCUCGUAGCUACCAAGCACGUAAGGCGGCCAAGUGUACAUCUUCUAUAUGCAUCUACUAGUACUAGCAAUUCCAAUGACCUUGUACUAAAAUGUCAAAGCC